Spodoptera exigua (beet armyworm) is the source of this 1101-nucleotide messenger RNA. NCBI's taxonomy places the organism in Eukaryota, Metazoa, Arthropoda, Insecta, Lepidoptera, Noctuidae. The record is from the annotation of a GenBank genome assembly.
AUGAGGCAUCGCGACUUCGGCCUAGAGCAGGAGAAGGAACAGGGAGGUUUUAAUGGAGAUACAAAAUUAAAUUGGCGUGUUCGAGUUGGCUCUUCUUUCGCCAAUAGUGGCGGGAUUGUACACACGGUUUCGGCCAUUUUCGUCCAUCCCAACUUCAACCAGCGCAUUAUUGACAAUGACGUGGCAAUCCUACGAACUACUAACUUCAUUGAGUACGGAAAUGCAGUACAACCUGCGUCAAUAGCUGGGUCCUUUUAUAACCUACCUGAUAAUGCAGUCGUGUGGGCAGCUGGAUGGGGCACUACCUCUAAGGUUGGUGGACGAAGAAUCACGAUGCGUGUUUUUAUUGCUCUCUUGGGCUGUAUAGCUGCUGUUACAGCGGUCCCAGCAUUCCCGCAGCGAAUUGUGGGCGGCUCAUUGACCACCGUCGACCAGUACCCUACCAUCGUGUCUCUUCUGUUCUCAUGGAGUGCUACCAGCUUCUUCCAAAAUUGUGGUGGUACCAUCAUCACCAACAGAGCUAUUCUGACCGCUGCCCAUUGCCCAUUCCGUGAUUCCGCCUUAAGCUGGCGUGUUCGUGCUGGAUCUUCUUAUGCUAACAGUGGCGGUACAGUCUACGCUUUAGACUCUAUCAUCAUCAACCCUAACUACAACACAUGGUCCAUGGAUUUCGAUGUGGCUAUCAUGCGCACCAGUCAAGUAAUCUCCUUUAAUAGUGUAGUCAAGGCUGCUUCCGUCGCCGGUCCUAACUAUAACCUCGCUGACAAUCAGGUUGUUUGGGCUGCUGGUUGGGGAACCACUUCUUCUGGUGGCCCUGCAUCCGAACAACUUCGCCACGUCCAGAUUUGGACUGUGAACCAAAUAGCUUGCCGCGAUCGCUAUGCCGCAGGUGGUGCUACCAUCACCGACAACAUGUUGUGCUCUGGAGUUCUAGACGUUGGCGGUCGCGACCAGUGUCAGGGUGACUCUGGUGGUCCUCUCUACCACAAUGGCAUCGUUGUUGGUGUUUGUUCCUGGGGCUUUGGUUGUGCACAACCACAGUAUCCUGGCGUCAACGCUCGUGUCUCUCGCUUCAGUUCAUGGAUCCAGGCUAACGCUUAA